UAAAUGUACUGUUUUGAAAGGUGCUAUAUAAAGUUUUUUAUUAUUAUUUUAUUCAGCCAUGCUUGUUGUUUCAUUGUUUAUGUAUGACGUCAUUUAGUCAGAUACUUACACCUGUUUUAGACCGAGUGAAUUGCAUUUAUUGCAAACAGUCCCGAAAAUAUUGAUUAAGCUGUGACUUCUGUUUUUCUUCACUUAUGAAUUUUUGUCCUACAAAGGGCACGUUUAGCAGAUGACUACUUGUGAGAAAAUCAUUAAUCUGACUGCUAAAUCUGACAUUUUCUGGACAGCAUGUCUAUCGGUCCUUGUCCCCUAUCUGCCACAGGGAGAUACAGGACAGAUGCCCUCAGCCAGUGCUGACCAGACCAGAAAAAGUUCACUAGGAGCCACUGCACGUCUUUCACAAGGCCUGGCGGUGGCACUAAAACAAUGAGCCUGUGCCUUAAUGAUGAAGCAACGAGGUUAUUGACUAUCAGAGCUCUUCCACUAUAGGACAGCUGGGGCAGCAACCUGUAGCAAGCUCGUUGCCACCGUGAGUUCCUCCAGCAGAGACACAGGCACAGCACAAUUCACCAGAAAGAAAACUAUUUGUGUGUGGAGAGCAGGAGGUGGCUGACAAGACUGCAGGGAAGUAAGCUUACACACAACUCUCACAACCUUGUCAGCCCCAACCCACUCUGCUAAAUUAUGGAACUCCAAUUUGACCUAAAAACAUGACCAACACAAACUGUUUUGAAUACACUGCAACACCGGCAAAAACUAGAGGGCAAUCAUCAGCAACUUAACUAACUAAACUCAGCGUCAUAAAAGUCCCGGUGCACUUGAAGCUUCAACAUCUCAGCUGCCCCGUUUGUGGUCAGAGGGCUUGCCACCUGAAGACCACAAAUGGAUUGUGAAGACCCUAUUAAAGCUGGGGCCCAUGGGAAAACUAGAGUUUCAAGACAACCUGAAGUUCUGGUACUUUCCACCACAGCCAAACCAUCUGUACCACCAGCCUCCUGCUCCAGACCGUUUUUUUGCCCACCCACUUCUUGUCUGGAUGCCCUACAAAUUGUGGAAGGUGAAGGUGGUCUGUUCCAACCCUGCCUGUCGGCAGCACCAACUCACUGGAGCUGGGCUGCACAAGAGGGCACAGUGGGUCCUGGAUGUGGACAGGAUCUACAAUAUGAUGACAGAGACUCUAACCUGCACCAAAUGUAGAUCCGCCCAUGUGUUUUGGAGCCAGACUGUCCUUAUGCAACUGGACUUGGCUCAGAGAUCAGAAUUUUGGGUCAUCCUCACACAAAAGUAUGCGUGUGACAUCCGGGUGAUCUGGGUUCUACGGGAGAGUGCCCUGGGUAACAGCCCAACACGCGUUUUAAAGCAGCUGAGGGAGAACCACGCGGAGGAGUGGCUGCAUUGUGUAGAAAGGUACACCACAGAGUGUGUAGACUUCCUCCAGCCGCCCGGACUGUUGCCCAUGGCAUUCUCUGAGCCUCCAGAGCCUGCUGUGGCGCCGAGCUGUAAGUGGCUCCUCUCCGUUUAUAGCCAGGACAUUUUAACAAGGCUGGAAGACAUCAAGGCUGCAAUAACAUUGACCUAUGGCACCAUUCUAAAAAUGGAUUCGACGAAAAAGAUCACCAAGAAGCUUGCCAGAACAGCCAAGGGACAGCACUCUGGCUCACCUCUGUGGGAAAUGAGUAUGGUCAGAUUCUGAUCAGUGUGCUGACCGCUCAGGAGGGAGCUGGCCUGGACAUGAUGGCAGCAGACCUGGUAAAGAGAUACCAGCAGGCCGGUGUGAAUCCCCCUGUUGACUUAUAUGUGGACUGUGGCUGCUGUACUGAGGCAGGGGAGACCAAGCUGAAGGCCAGAUUCAGCGUGUGGCCACACCUCACUAUAAGGCUGGAUAUCUGGCACUUCAUACGCAGACUUGCCCUGGGAUGCGCAACAGAUGCUCAUCAGCUGUACUGAAUAUUUAUGUCACGCCUAUCAGCGUGCAUAUUUGAGUGGGAUGCAGCUGAUUUAGCUCUGUUGCGCGAUGCAAAAAGACAGCAACUUCAAUCCCAGGGCCUGUGUUUACUUACUGAGGGCAACAUCAAUAAACAUCUAUCAAGGGAGGAGCUGGCUCUCCAGUGCUGGAGGAGGACCGACUCCCUUGGAGUUCCCCUAUUUGAUAGGGAGAGGAUGGAUCACAUCUGGCGUGUCCAGAGAAAGCACGUCAACUGCAUCCAGGACCUGACGGGUGUUGCUCUAUACACCAAGACAGGGGAGCUCACAAAGGGAGGUGUGCGGUUACCCAUGUACAGAUGUGCCAAAGGCGCUACAUCAUUAGUCUUUUCAUUUACACCUAAAACGCUUCAUACCAGGUUUGUGUCUGUCAGACAUGUUGGUUCAUGUGUUGUAAUAACUUCAUAAUUUAAUAUUUAAUAAUGUACUUCUAGGGACCAGUGCCAACAGCCUGAAGUUUCAGAUAUACCUGCUGGAAGGACUGCAUAGGUGGAACCAGGACUGUGGUAGUGCUGCCCUGUCUACUGGACCAUCUGCUUUACGCAGCUACUCAGGUGACCUGCUUCAUUUUGUAAACAAAAAUUACGAGAAGCUGUUGAGCAGGAGGGUGGUACCGGAAUUCAGUCCACCAUCACGUUACACUGGUAAGCAUUUGUGAACACAUUGGUAAUUCAACUCGGUUUUAAAAUCUUUUAUUAACUUUUGUAAAUGAUCCAUUUUACCUCUAUUGUUUCAGGAAAAAGGAAAAUUGUGAUGCAAAAAUGAUCAUUCUCACUAAUCGUGAAUCAUAUUACAAUUGAAAUAUCUGUCAAAAUAAUCACAAUCUGAUUUUUUUUUUUUUUUUUCAUGCAGCCUGGCUCCCUGCACAUCUGCAUUGACCUCAGGUGCAUCAAUUCUGCCCUCUAGUUCGUCCUCUGAGGCUGGAGUUGAUAUGCAAGCUGAAGAUGAAGAUAUGUUUCAUCGUUUGCAUGGGCUGUUGAUGACCAAAAUGUUCCUGGAUAUCAACACGGGGACAGACUUGCUGAGUGUUUGGUGGAACUUCCGGAUCAGACCUCUAUCUGUCUCAGCAACCAGCAGGCGUGCAAAGUUAUAGCAUUGUGGGAGAGCCUGGAUGAAGGUGACAAGCAGCGGGUGGUUUAUGCAGCACGACAUCAGGACAGACUUUUGAGUGGACGGUUCAGAACACCAAAGAAGCCCUCAAAAACACCUGGUGUGGAGAGCACCACCCAUUGCAUGUUAGGUGCGAGUAGUGCACCUGCUCGGUGGCCCGACUGCUGUUGGUUGGUGGAAAAUAUUUUUAUAAGACUCUGCAAUCUUCACCCAAGCCCAGUAAGUACAGGUAAGGGGGCCGAUUUGAGGUGGUCCUUAAUUCUGAGGGACUAUUAUAAGAUUAGGCAGCUUGUAGUUGGUAACUCCCUGGUGAUGCAGGGAACAGAGAUUCAGCUGGUGGAAGUGAACCAGAACACCCUCAUCCGAUGGCACAACAACAGGCAGAAGAGGCAGGAGCUCUUUGUGCUGCUCCAGGGCACUGCAUUGCCUCCAGCCCUUCCGAGUCUGAAGAGCCUCUUCAGGAAGCAAGAGUACUUCCUGCUGAACCCAUGCCAGCACGACAGGAGCAUCAGUACCGGCUGCCGGAGAGUACAGCAGGUCGGGCACAACAGAGGCAGACAGCCUCUAAUCAGCUCCCACGUCCCAUCAUGCCAAAGAGGCCAGUGAAGAGGCAUGUGUUUGUCACACCCCCGGCACCAGGACCCUUUCUGACACCUCAGAUCCUCACACCAGCAGGACAAACUGUACAUCUAGUACCCAUAGUUCUCAGUAGUGGGCACCGACCUACAAACCAGUGUGCCAACCAGCACAGUAAAAGCUGGAGCCACUCCAAAGAGGCCAUAUAGGCGAACUGUAGAACUUGUAAAAAAAAAAAAAAAGUGUGGCCAGUUCCGCACUGUUGACACUGGACACAGCCAGUACUGUGGCAGAGUGUAUUCCCUCUGUCUGAAUCUCUUCAAAAAGACCAGUGGUUGGAGGAAAUGAGGAAAAAGUUCCCUAAAUAAUCAUGUGAAAUGUAUUGUAAAUAGUUAAUAGUUGAAAAUAAUAGUAAAUAGUUUAAUAUAUUUUAAAAUAUUGUUUAUUACUGAUGUAUUCUAUGUUUCCUGUAAAUAGCUGUAUGAAAAUCAAUAUUUCUACAUUGGAAGUCUUCGUUGUAUUUGUUGUGCUUUUUGUGGUGUGUUUUAAUUAAAUCUUUCAAAAGUG
Molecule: messenger RNA, 4236 nt
Organism: Siniperca chuatsi (mandarin fish)
Lineage: Eukaryota; Metazoa; Chordata; Actinopteri; Centrarchiformes; Sinipercidae
Exons: 5
Coding region: 917-1693 (258 amino acids)
Source: RefSeq, a predicted model, not a curated record